GCCUGACCGUCCUCACCCUUCUACUUCUUAGGGCAGAAAGAGCAGGCUCUCCUCUCUGCUUUCUGUAAGUGACAUGGUGUUACAGAAGGCACAGAGUUCAGAUCUUUGAACUGCCUCAGAGAUAAGACAUCACGAGAACCCUGAGCGGAGAAAACGUUCGCUCUGUGUAAAUGGGGAAUGGGACUGCCUGAACCCCAGGAACCUCUUCUCAUUCAAGUUUGUCUUCACCCUCUCCCAGCAAUUGAAAGAAUUCAGAAAAGGCCCUACUCCCAAGACAGACAGAGACAAAGCCAAGCGGACUGUAGGGAGGAGGGGGAAGUGCUGGAGACGGCUCGGUGGGUAGCACAAGCUGCUCUUGUAGAGGAGCCACCUGUACCUCCAGCGCCAAGGGAGCUGAUGCCCUCAUCUGGCCUCCACAGGCACUGCACUCACCUGCACAACCUCUUCUCCCCAUUGCUCACUGCCCUAUCCAACAUACAGAUCCAUAAUUAAAGGAAAAAGCCUGGAAAUUUGACACAAAUUUUGUUUAGAAGCAGAUAAAAGCUCACAGAACAGGCAGUGCUCAUAUUGUGAGGAAGAAGGACAGGUGAGCCAUUGAUCCUUCUUGUGUCUGUAUUUACCACAGAAAGAAGGAACAGCCAGUCAGACUGAAGACAAAAGACAGGUUUCCUGGUAGAACAGACCGACCAGGUUGGUGUCUGUGAGGGGCUCAGAGCCUUCUUAGGAAAUGGAAACACUGGUGUUGGCCCUUGCUGUGUGUGGCUGCCAAGAUGGCUCAGCAGUACAGGUAUUUACCGCCAAGACUAAAGACCCGAGUUUAAUCUCUGGACCCAUGUGGUAGAAGGAAAAAACUGACCUCCACAUACGCUCUGUGGAGAGUAUGUCUCAGCUCCCUCCCCCAGGUAAAUGAAUAAAUGAAAAAAAGGAGCAUGUUAGGGGGUCCAAGAAAGAAAGAGCAUUACUAAAAGCUAAGACUAAGAGGUCUGGGAGAGGAGCUGGAGAGGUGGCUCUGUGGCUACGAGCACUUACUGCUCCUCUAGAGGGCUCUGGUUCAGUUCCCGGUCCGGCAGCUCACAGCUGUCUGGAGCUCGAGCUCCAGGGGAUCAGGUUUUACUGCCCCCCGGAACCUACAAUUACGUGCACAUGUGUGUGCAGACACGCCAUCAGAGAGGAUGGCAUGAAAAAUACAUUUUCCAGUCAGGCGGCGGCCUCACACACCUUCAAUCUCAGUCGGGGCUAGACCAAGAAACCCUGUCUCAAAAAACAAAUAGAUCUUUGGAAAAGGUCAUAGGCCAUUCUGCGCUACAUACUAAGUUCAAGGCCAGAGCCACAAAGUAAAACCCUAUAUGUAUUUGGGUUUUUGUGAGGGGGAGGGGGCGGUUUUUAGACAGGGUUUCUCUGUGUAGCCUUGGCUGUCCUGGACUCACUUUGUAGACCAGACUGGCCUUCGAACUCACAGAGGUCCACCUGCCUCAGCCUCCCACAGCACUGGGAUUGGUUGGUUGGUUGGUUGGUUGGUUGGUUGGUUGGUUGGUUGGUUGGAGUCAGGGUUCCUCUGUAGCCCUGGCUGUCCUGUAACUCAACUCUGUAGACCAGACUGGCCUACAACUUAGAGACCUGCCUCCCUCUGCCCCUGAAAUUUACAUUAGUCACAGAGUGAAUUAUGAGAGCAAAGAUUAAAAAACUGAAUUCCUGCCAGGUAUGGUGGUACAGGUCUGUGCUUGUCUUUAAUUCCAGCACCUGGGGGAGGGGGGGAACGACUGAAAACAGAGGCCAGAGCACUGGGUCCAGUCAUAGAAAACCACAGACAAGCUGGGCAUAGUGGCACAUGCCUUGAUCCCAGUACUUGGGAGGCAGAGGUAGCCUGGUGUACAUAGUAAGUUCUAGGCCAGCCCAGGCUGAGUAUUGAGACCCCGUCUUAAACAUAGACACACAGGUGGGAGAUUCAUGAGACAAAGCCUACAAGGCUCAUCCUAGCCUGGAUGCACUGCAUCUAGAACAUGCAGAUAGAAACCCAGUCCAGAAGUGAGGGACCACUGCAGUAGAGCAAUUGCCUACACUUGUCUAGCACACAAGGCCCUGGGUUUGGAUUUAAUCCCCAGAACCGGAUGGAUGGAUGGACGGACGGACAGAUAUAGGUAAAUAAAUAAAUCUGAAGACAUCUCUUGUAAGUUGGUUCCAGUAAAGAACUUUCCUGUUGAACAAAAGAGAUAUGGAUAAAUGAAGUCUUCAAAUAUGUGAGAGGCUUUUAAUAUGGAAUGAGACGUUCUGAGACUUCGAAGUGCAAGCUAAGACCUCUGAUGGCUAAGGCCCACUCAGCAUCAGGAGAAUGUGUGCAAAGAAAGGGUAAGUUCCCCAGGACCAGGGUGGGAAGAAGGCAAAGGUAAUCACAUUUUAUUCCUGACAUUUGGAAAACGCCAGCUCUGUGCUUUCCGUUUUCUCCUGGGGAGCAGUUAAUUUUAUUGUUCCCGAAUGUAACUGAGGAAAGUCGGGCUGAGAGCGUGGACAGCUUGCUUUGCUCAUGGCUGGGGUAGGACCUUGAUGUGGUCCUUCAGGUUAGGCUGGAGACACACGUGGCCCACUAGCACCUGCACUGCAGUGAUGUGAGGGACAGCUGCCCUGACUUUGAGUGACGGUCUCUCCUAAAGCAGGACCCUCGCUGCCAGCUCCAGCAGCACAUUAGAAGCAGAGCCAGGAAGACGGUGCUUGACCAGAGGGAAUUGAACGGCGUGAUGCUCCACCGCCCCACCAUCCCCAAAAGGACUCUGCCCUUAAGUCAGCCCGCCUAGGUGUGGGGCUGGAAAAGGCAAAUGGUUGGACCUGGCAGUGACGAGCGUUGGCCACAAGGUGGCAGCAGAGUUUCCGCUGUGGAGGCCUGUUCCCCAGGUCUCUCGGGCAAAGAUGGGCCUGUCCACAACAUUUACAAAGUGAGGAAAGGAAUGGGCUGUGGUCCCAGGCAGGGGUGGAGACCAAGCUGGGUCACCCUAGCCCACUCUUAAUCCUAGUUCCUUCCCAUUGAGGACAUCAAGAGCCAGGGGUGAGCAACUGACACUCUCCAACCUGUUGAAGGAUUGGGGGUUCUUGGAAGCCUCCCCCAGGGCCUAGCUCUGACAAACUGUCUGCAAUUAAUGAUGCUUCCUGAGCUCUGGAGACAGGAUUUAUGCAUCUAAUAAAGUCUAUAACUCCAGGCUUAGGCUGGGGGUAGGAAGCUGAGAGCGGAAAGUCUCCGGGGGGCAUGGGAGGGGUCCCAGCUGGCUCUUAAUGGAGCCAUGCAUUUCCAUUGCCUGUCUAGAUUUCCCUCUAGGCUGCUGCUGAGAGGGUGCAGGGACAGCAAGUAUAAGAGAACGGGUAAACUAGCGGAGAGGCAGAAGGCAGCAUGGAUUCCAAGCGGGCUGCUGUGCUGCUGCUGCUGCUGCUGCUGCUGGACUGGGGCCACACUGAAGAGCUGGGGAGCCGGGGUGGAGCCCAGGUCAUUUCAGAAGAAGAAAAGGGACCCCACCCACCACAAGAUGCCCAGACCCGCAGGUCCCUCUUGCGUUUUCUGCUCCAGGCCACGGGGAGACCUGGUAGAAGCCCAGUCUUCCUGUUUCAGCCCCAGAGGUUUGGCAGAAGUACCUGGGGGUCCUGGAGUAAGGAGCAGCUAAAUCCUCAGGCUGCGGAGUUCUGGAGCCUGGCAGCCCCGCAGCGCUUUGGAAAGAAGUAACAUCAUCCCCUCUAAUAUGUCUGCAUGCAGAAUCGCCACCCUGUGUGCCUUGUAUACCCCCAAAUAAAAUAAAAUGGCCUGG
Molecule: messenger RNA, 3785 nt
Organism: Psammomys obesus (fat sand rat)
Lineage: Eukaryota; Metazoa; Chordata; Mammalia; Rodentia; Muridae
Gene: Npff
Product: neuropeptide FF-amide peptide precursor
Exons: 3
Coding region: 3377-3703 (108 amino acids)
Biological process (GO): excitatory postsynaptic potential
Cellular component (GO): perikaryon; axon terminus; dendrite
Molecular function (GO): G protein-coupled receptor binding; neuropeptide hormone activity
Source: RefSeq, a predicted model, not a curated record